CAAUAUCACAAAGUAUGCAAAUGGAUGAAUCCUCAUAUUAGAUUUCAUUAUUUGUCUGAACGAAAAAUUCAAUCUAACAUUUAAGAAAAGGAGCAAACUGAUUUAUUAAUGGGAGAAUCUGGAUAUAUAGAGCUAUUUACGGAAAUUAAAACUAGCCCAAUGGAUGGAAUAGUAAAGGAAGAACCAAGUCAAGAAAUGGGUCCAUCUUCAGCAUCAGUGCCAAUUCCAGGUGGACACAGAAGUGCUAGAGGCGUCUAUGAACAAUUUUCGCCAUCUCCAUUGACAUCAAUGUGGCCCAAUAGAUCAGAUCAUAUACAAUCAUCGUUUAAGGUUGACUCUGAUCAUUUGGAUGAUUUUUUUAAAAUAGAAAAAUGGGAAGAUGAUGACAUAUUACAAGUAGAUAAAGCAGAUCUUAUUCAAGGUCCUACGCUUGCUGAAUUAAAUGCAAAUGAUGAAACCCUUCUUGGUGAUUUAAAUUUUGAUGAUUUACUUUUGCCAGAAGAAAGAGUUCAACCAUUUAAAAUGGAAGUAAAUGUACCUCAAUCGGUUGGGCCACUAUUUCAUGAUAACAAUGUUGGAUUUGCUCCAAGUAGUUUUCCACAAUCUGGAUCAAUAUAUCGUAACAUUUGUCCUACAUAUAUAAACGCACAUGGAUUCAAUAUAAAUAUACAUAUCAAUUCUGGUGACAAUGUGGAAACAAUUACUCCUAAUGCUUUUUCAAGUCCAGGAACCAGUAACAUUGCAGGUAGUUCAACUGCAAGUUCUUCAACAUCUCCACAUCCUAUAAAUAAACCUAAUGGACAAUCUGCUCUUCAUGAAUUAUUGAUGAGACGACGUGAAAAUUCUUUUGAUAAUUCCACCCAUUGCCAGAUGGAUGUUGAGUGCACAAAUAAUAAGUCAAAGGUUUCUAGACUGUCAAUGUCUGCACCUCCGCGGACGAUAGGACUAGAACAAAUUUGGGCUCGUAGAGAACCACGUCCCCAUUUAUUAAGUACUGGUAGCCUUGGCAUUGUUGAAGCAGGUUCAACAAGUAGUUUAAGUACCGGAGGAGCACUUAGUCCAGAUCCACUGUAUCAAAUUGAUCCUCUUAGUCUUAGUCACGAUGAAGGUUACGAAGAUAGUGAUGAUGAUAGUGACCAUUAUGAUGAUUACAGUAGUGAUAACGAUACAGGUGGUAGUGAUGGUGAAGAACAAAAUACUGGGAGUAGAGUAGGAAGUGGAAGUGUGGAUUCAAAUCGAGAGAGUAAACAUAGCAAAAAAGAACGAUAUUUUUGGCAAUAUAAUGUUCAAGCAAAAGGACCAAAAGGUCAAAGACUUGUUGCAAGAACACGUCUUGAAGACCCACAUAUUUUAAAUGAAGCUACAGAUCCUGUUUUUAGUCCACAUUGUGCACUUCGAGGAAUUAAACAUAGUGGGAAAGCUCGAAAAGGAGAUGGAAAUGAUCUUACUCCAAAUCCACGGAAAUUAUAUAGUAUUGGACGUGAAUUGGAUAAAUUAUCCCGUAUUAUUAAUGACAUGACACCAGUUUCUGAGUUACCAUUCACAGCAAGGCCUAAAACACGCAAAGAAAAAAAUAAACUUGCUUCUCGAGCAUGUCGUUUAAAGAAGAAAGCUCAACAUGAAGCAAAUAAAAUAAAAUUACAUGGAUUAGAACAGGAACACAGGCGUUUAAUUCAAGGUAUAUCUCAAGCUAAACAAACACUUGCUGCAAAACUAGCAGAUCCUAAUCCUGAGAAUCAAGAAGAAUUAACGCGUCAGAUGGAAAAAUGCUGUAAAUUGGCAACGAAAAUACGAAUAGCAAAUCAUUCAACAGAAUUUGUCAACAGAGUAUUGGAAAAAGUACGUGCCGGUGUCCCUGAUGGUGGCAUUGAUGACUUCUAA
Molecule: messenger RNA, 1881 nt
Organism: Eufriesea mexicana
Lineage: Eukaryota; Metazoa; Arthropoda; Insecta; Hymenoptera; Apidae
Gene: REPTOR
Product: repressed by TOR
Exons: 7
Coding region: 109-1881 (590 amino acids)
Biological process (GO): regulation of transcription by RNA polymerase II; response to unfolded protein
Cellular component (GO): nucleus
Molecular function (GO): DNA-binding transcription factor activity, RNA polymerase II-specific; RNA polymerase II transcription regulatory region sequence-specific DNA binding
Source: RefSeq, a predicted model, not a curated record